Saccharomyces paradoxus is the source of this 579-nucleotide messenger RNA. It is a transcript of the gene PSF3, whose product is annotated as DNA replication protein PSF3. Bases 1 to 579 code for a protein of 192 amino acids. Gene Ontology annotation, biological process: mitotic DNA replication initiation. Gene Ontology annotation, cellular component: GINS complex. The record is from RefSeq and is a predicted model, not a curated record. The transcript has a single exon. NCBI's taxonomy places the organism in Eukaryota, Fungi, Ascomycota, Saccharomycetes, Saccharomycetales, Saccharomycetaceae.
AUGGGAUACUAUGACAUUGAUGAUGUUCUGGCAGAUGGGACAGAUUUUCCUUGUAAAUUUCAAUAUGAUAUCCCGGGUCUUGGUUAUUUGGAAAACAACCCAGGACGACCCAUAACAAAAAACACUAAACUAAACCUGCCGCUUUGGUUAGCAAGGAUCCUGGCAAUUGUAGGUGGUGACGAAGCCCUGAUAGAUGAAGAACCUGUGCCAUUUGUGGAACUCUUGCCACCAGACAUGUUUUCUACCAAAGUUAUGAAUGCUAUAAAGACAGAUCCGGUGGCCCUGGACUUGCAUUCGAUAAAUUCGCAUUUCUUCAGUUUGGCCAUAAAAUGGAUAACGUUGUUCAGUGAAAAAGAACUGGCCAAUGUGGUUAGUGAGUUACUUCUGCAACGUGCGCAAGAACUUAAUCAUCAUGCUAGUAGUUUAUCUAUUGAUCUAAGUUCGGCUGGAAAAAAUUCAGCCAACACUAAUAUAGCAACUAGUACAUUUUUACUGAAACUAGAGGAAAUGGAGAAGGAAAUAUAUAAAAAGUCGCAUGAAUCAUACAAGGACACGAAAGGGUGGAUGUUCAAGAAAUAA